Molecule: messenger RNA, 1593 nt
Organism: Theileria annulata
Lineage: Eukaryota; Apicomplexa; Aconoidasida; Piroplasmida; Theileriidae
Product: protease, putative
Exons: 3
Coding region: 1-1593 (530 amino acids)
Biological process (GO): CAAX-box protein processing
Cellular component (GO): membrane
Molecular function (GO): metalloendopeptidase activity
Source: RefSeq, a predicted model, not a curated record
AUGAAUAAAUAUGGAAGAUGGUUGAAAUUUGUUUUUAUAUCAGUUUUUUAUUGGAUACACUUACAACAGUGUGUGACUAUACAAAUCAAUAUACUCAAUCAUAAUACUAUUCCCAUUAAUAAAACAAUUAUACCAUUUACUAACAAUAGUAUACCAUUUACUAGUAUCAAUAGUAUAUCUUCUAAGUUUGGAAGUAUACCAUCCUCGAGUAUCAAUAGUGUAUCUUCUAAGUUUGGAAGUGUACCAUCCUCUAGUAUCAAUAGUAUACCAUUUACUAAUAUAAAUCAUGUACCUUAUAAGUUUGGAAGAUUAGGAUUUAUUAAUACUAAUGUUUUAAAAUUUACAAAAUUUAAUACUAAUUACAAUUUAACUGAAUGUAAAUUAGUUAAAGAUAAAUCAAUUACACAUUUGGAUAAACAACAAACUCCGUUACCGAAUGAAUUAAAAAAACAAUCAUUAACUACAAACUUAAGUUUAUAUGUAAGUAAAUUUCUGAAAAAUGUUAAAGAAUCAAAUCCAUACAAAUAUUUAACAGUUAAAUUAUCAAAAUUUUGUGUUAUGAUUUUUGGUUCAGCAUUACAUACACUUGUAUUAAGUAAGUGUAGAUUUGUAUUACCAUAUCAAUUAAUUCCAUUUAAUUCUGGUCUUGGUACUGAAGUUACACUUGAUACUCUUAUUUCUAUACCAAUUCUAUACUAUAUAUUAAAAGAUUAUACCUUUACACAAUCAACUUUAGAAACUAAUAAUUUAAAACCAAAGUUAGAAGAUAAUAAUUUAAAAUCAAAGUUAGAAGAUAAUAAAUUAACAAAUAAAUCGAAAAUGGUAAACAUUAACCAAACAAGUUUGGAUGAAAAAUAUUUUCAAUUACCUGUUAGAUCAAAAUUUAAAAUUUCAAUGGUAGUUACAUCACUAUUAGGUUCAUUUAUUGUUUCUUCAUAUUUUUCACAAUUUAUUGAUAGUUUAUUAUUAUUAGUUUCAGCAUUUGAUUUUCCAAUAUCUGUUGGUAUGUUGAAAUCAUUUUCAGUAAUGUCAAGUCAUUUGUUUUGGGUUUUUAUAGGCUCAUUAAUAUUGAAAUCUUGUAUGUUUCCAAUAUUUUCCAAAUCUAAUCCUUGGUAUAAAUUAGAUUUGAGUAAAUUAUGGGUCCAUCAAGUACUCAUGGGUUAUUAUUCCUCAUAUACUAUAUAUAAACUUGCAGAUAUAGGCUAUUAUCUAUUUCUUAAAUUUUUUGAUAUACAAAAUCAAGUUAGUCUGACUGAUGAACAGAUUUCUAAUAUUUGUGAAACUAAUGAAACUAUACCAAUUUUAAUAACUUCUAUAGGACCAUGUCUUACAGCACCUUGGUGGGAAGAAUUAUUAUAUCGUGUUUUUACAUUUAAAUUAUUUAAUUCAUUUUUACCUACUCUCUAUUCUUCUAUCGCAUCAUCUAUCAUCUUUUCAAUUAAUCAUCUUAGUCCUCAUUCAUUUCUACAACUUUUCUCACUUGGUCUUUUAUGGUCUUUUAUUCAAUUAAAUAAUGAUAAUAUAUUAAUCACUAUUCUAAUACAUUCAUUAUGGAAUUCUAGAAUCUUUUUUGGUUCACUUACUGGUAUAUAA